Peromyscus maniculatus bairdii (prairie deer mouse) is the source of this 2220-nucleotide messenger RNA. NCBI's taxonomy places the organism in Eukaryota, Metazoa, Chordata, Mammalia, Rodentia, Cricetidae. The record is from RefSeq and is a predicted model, not a curated record.
AGGAGAAGGAGGCCGAGGAGAAGGAGGCCGAGGAGAAGGAGGCCGAGGUGAAGGAGGCUGAGGUGAAGGAGGCUGAGGAGGAGGCCGAGGUGAAGGAGGCCGAGAGCUUUGAUUUGGAAGUAUUUCGUGGACGUUGAAAGUCCUCUGAGGAGAAGUAUAGUCGUGGCCCCAGAGGAGGAGGACUUGGAAGCCUCAGCACCAAUUUUUGAAGAAACUAGCCUUCUUGCAGCAGGCAUGACACUGAAGCAGUAGUCAAGACGUGCAUCUUGAUCUACAAACCCAAGACUAUAUGCUUAGAAGCGGUAAUGCUGGAGACUAGGUGAUGUGUUUAAGAAUUUGAGAAACUUCAUACUGUUUUCCACAGUGACUGGGCUGCUUUACAACUGAGCCAGAGGUUAGAACUGUUGAGAGAACCCUGACUCAGUCUCAUGAUGACCACUGCUCAGCUCUCCCGAGACACCAGAACACUAAAGGCAUCUAAGAACAAGGUCCUGUGGUUUGAUUCCCAGUUCUGCCAAAACAACAAAACAAAAUAGUGUUAAGACAACUUGAGGGAGAAAUCUGGAUCCAGUGUCAAACGCUGCAGAGAAGAGCACAAUUUUCCCAUCCCAAAUCACUAAUGAGCAUGAGUCACUGGUAAUGGUGAAGAAACUUUUUGCUACUUCUAUCUCAUGCAUAACAUAUUUGAGGGGCCUGUUUCCAGAGAGCUCUUACAGAGAUCGCCAUUUAGAUGACCUCAGUUUAAAAAUUCUCCGGGAAGACAAAAAGUGUCCUGGGUCAUUACAUAUUAUUAAAUGGAUUCAAGGUUGUUUUGAUGCUUUGGAAAAGAGAUACCUUCACAUGGCAGUGCUAACACUGUACACAAAUCCCAAGGAACCUGAGAAAGUGACUGAGAUAUACCAAUUCAAAUUCAAAUACACAAAAAAGGGAACCACUAUGGACUUUGACAGUAGUAGUACAAGCUUUGAAAGUGGGACAAACAGUGAAGAUAUUAAGAAAGCCUGUUCCCUACUGAUCCGUCAGUUGUAUAUACUGAUGCAGAACCUUGGACCCCUUCCUAAUGAUGUUAUACUUACCAUGAAACUCCAUUAUUAUAAUUCAGUGACCCCAUAUGAUUACCAACCCCCUGGUUUUAAAGAGGGCGUGAACUCACAUUUCCUACUGUUUGAUGGGGAGCCUGUGAGCCUUCGAAUGGGUUCAGUCUCCUCUGGCUUUCACAGCAUGAAAGUAAAAGUCACAACCGAGGCCACGAGAAUGCUUGAUGCGGACAACAGUCCCGCUCCGGAGACUGGCACCACUGAGAUAGCCCAUCAGGGGCUUGACUGUGAUGAGGAAGAAGAGGACAGCAGCAACCAAACUCAAAGAAUGAAUUGUGUACACAUUGAGCCAAGUUUUGAAAGCUCCGGGAAGAAGAGGAAGAUCAGUGAGCCAGUGAAAGUCUUCAUCCAUAACAGAAAAUGAAACUUCUGUGACUUUACUACAUCUGUUUGCAAAAAACGUGUAUGAAAUGUUGUAACAGGAAAGUAAGUUCUUAUCACCAAAACUUUUUUUUAAGUUUUUGCUCAACAUUUUUGUACUCAGUUUACUAAGCUGCCAAGUUGUUGGGCAGGACAUGGGUUCUCUUUGCCAGAAGGAAACAAGAUCACCAGGGCUGCCAUGGGAUGGCAUUACCUCACAGCCAAGUUAGAGAUGAGACACACUUUGUAUUUGCAAAAGAACCACAGCAGUUAUUUUGAAAAGAAGUAAGCUGCUGUUCUUAAAGAAAAGGAUUUUUCUUUAAUUAAACUCUCCAGGUAUCUAGACUACUGUGAAAUAUUCUGACUUGUUGGAACCUGUGUGUUGGAAUCCUUCUAUAGCUUUAUUAAAACUCACACAGAAUAGCAUAGGAUGUGUGUGGAGGUGCUUAAUCAAGUGUGAUUUAUAUGUUGACUUCAGUCACAAGGUUGAUCAGCAGCAUGUGGACCAGGAUGCCCUCCCUGUAAAAUUCCUCAGCUCUGGCCCCAGGCCCUGUUUUGUUGGCCAAUCCCAAACAGCUGACAUGCCACAAUUCAGGAGCCUGGUUCCCUCGUAAGACCUAUGUUGAAUAUUUUCCAAAAAAUCCUUGAGUUUAUCAGUCUGUAACUUGCAGGUGAUUCUAUUAGUCCCCUCCCAAUUCUGGAAGAAUUUUGAUAGGCUUAGUGAUUAAUGUGCUAUUAUGAAUAAUAAAUGACUUAAAGAAUU